AUGUCAGCUGAUCAAAUUGGGAAACCACUUUCAUCCAAAGGAAUCUCUUCAUCCUCAUCGUCAUCUUCUUCUGCUUCUUCAUCCCAUUCCCCGUCUUCUUCCUCCUCCAAAAUAAUCGGAACUCAAACUGUCGGAGCAACUCUUCAAACAAUCAAAAAAGGAGACAAACAUGAUUCGGAUCUCGUUGAUUUGAAUCAAAGAAACGACCAAAGAAUGGAAGGAUCUGAUAAGAUGAAGGCUGGAAGUGUUCAUGGAUCGAAAUCGAAUGUCGACUGGAAAGGAAGAAAAGUGAUUGUGAAUGGAAAGACUGUGGGCGCGGGAGAGGGCACUUUCUCGUUUGGAAAUAAACCAACGAUGUGA
Messenger RNA from Caenorhabditis remanei, 360 nucleotides. RefSeq lists its product as uncharacterized. The record is from RefSeq and is a predicted model, not a curated record. NCBI's taxonomy places the organism in Eukaryota, Metazoa, Nematoda, Chromadorea, Rhabditida, Rhabditidae. The transcript has a single exon. Bases 1 to 360 code for a protein of 119 amino acids.